Molecule: messenger RNA, 2341 nt
Organism: Acomys russatus (golden spiny mouse)
Lineage: Eukaryota; Metazoa; Chordata; Mammalia; Rodentia; Muridae
Gene: Fastk
Product: Fas activated serine/threonine kinase
Exons: 10
Coding region: 685-2253 (522 amino acids)
Biological process (GO): regulation of mitochondrial mRNA stability; mitochondrial RNA processing
Cellular component (GO): mitochondrial matrix; ribonucleoprotein granule
Molecular function (GO): RNA binding
Source: RefSeq, a predicted model, not a curated record
CGCGGGGCUGCGAUUGGCGUCUGGGGGCGAUCUCGGGGCUGCUGGGAAGAUGGCGGACUCAGUGGCCCGCUGAUGAGGAGGCCGCGGGGGGAGCCGGGCUCCCGGGCCCCGAGACCAACUGAGAGAGUGACCUACGCGGGGUCCGGGGAGUCAUGUAGGGUGGCGCCUGCGGGGCGGGCCUCGGGAGGGCGGCGGGAGCUGGAGUUGGUGGCGGUGGCCACGGGCUGCUAGCCUCCCGGGGCCUGGACAGGGUGUGGGGGCCCUCCCGCGGACGGCACCGACCCCGCGCCUUGGCAGACGGCGCACUAGGGCCCAGCGCGUGCCCUUCGAGGUUACGCGCUGUGUUCUCAUUUCACUGGUGAGGAGGCUUAGGCAGAGAGGCGAAGACACUUGUCCAAGGUCACGCAGCUGGUAAGUGGGAGCGUCCAGCAUGGGACCCAGCACCGUCCGGCUGCAGAGCCCGCGUUCCGCCCACCCCGCCGCCGCCUCCUGCGGGAGGGGGAGGUGGUCGGCAGGGCGCAUCGCCCGGACCACCGGGGCCCCAGGCUGGGUGCAACCACCAACCCUGUGAAUGACCUCGGGCUUACCCUCUUCGCCGCUCUGGGCCUUGUUUCUCCACCUGUGAAAUGAGGUAACGCCAGCCCUGCGACUCCUCUUCAGCGUGCACGGAGCAUCGAAGGAGAUAUGCAUGUGAAAUGGUCUCCACCACCCAGCUCCAUGCUUCGAAUCCUGCUCUCUGCCCAGACUUUACCCGCUCGGCUGUCUGGUCUGCUGCUCAUCCCACCAAUACAGCCCUGUUAUUUGGGACCCAGCAAGUCGGGGGACCGGCCGUUUGGAGGAGGCCCUGUGCAAGGCCUUCAACGGCUUCUGGAACAGGCACGCAGCCCUGGGGAGCUGCUGCGAUGGUUAAGCCAGAACCCCACCAAGGUGCGAGCUCACCACUACCCUGUGGCACUUCGUCGUCUGGGCCAGCUCUUGGCGUCUCAGCCUAGGCCCUCUCCUGUGGAGCAGGCCACACUGCAGGACUUGAGUCAGCUCAUCAUCCGAAACUGCCCCUCUUUUGACGUUCACACCAUCCAUGUGUGUCUACACCUUGCAGUCUUACUUGGCUUUCCAUCAGAUGGACCACUCCUGUGUGCCCUGGAGCAGGAGCAGAGGUCCCGUCUCCCUCCAAAACAAUCCUCCCCACGCCAGCCUGCUAUCUAUGGUGGGCAAAGGUUGGAAGCUACCCUGAGCUGCCCUGGUCUCCUGCGGUAUCCUCGUCAGCAUCUGAUCAGAAGCCUGGCAGAGGCAAGGCCAGAAGAAUUGACCCCCCAUGUAAUGGUGCUUCUGGCUCAGCACCUGGCCCGGCACCGGUUGCGGGAACCCCAACUUCUGGAAGCCAUUGCUCACUUCCUGGUGGUUCAGGAAGCCCAGCUCAACAGCAAGGUGGUACAGAAGUUGGUCCUGCCCUUUGGGAGGUUGAACUACUUGCCCCUGGAGCAGCAGUUUAUACCCUGUCUUGAGAGGAUCCUGGCUCGGGAAGCAGGGGUGGCACCCUUGGCCACAGUCAACAUUUUGAUGUCACUGUGCCAGCUGCAGUGCUUGCCCUUUAGAGCCCUGCAGUUUGUCUUCUCCCCCAGUUUCAUCAACCACAUCAAUGGCACCCCUCCUUCUUUGAUUGUGCGACGCUACCUCUCUCUACUUGACACGGCCGUGGAGCUUGAACUCCCAGGGUACCAAGGCCCCCGCCUUCCCCAAAGGCAACGAGUGCCCAUCUUUCCACAGCCCCUCAUCACUGACCGUGCCCGCUGCAAAUACAGUCACAAGGACAUAGUGGCUGAGGGGCUGCGCCAGCUGCUAGGGGAGGAAAAAUACCGGCAGGACCUGACCGUACCUCCAGGCUACUGCACAGACUUUCUGCUCUGUGUGGGUAGUUCUGGUGCUGUGCUGCCUGUGAGGACCCAAGACCCCUUCCUUCCUUACCCACCACGGUCCUGCCAAGAGGACCAGGCUAACUCUAACCCCACAACCCAAGGCCCUACUCAGAGGGUGGUGCUGAUGCUUCGUGAACGCUGGCAUUUCUGCCGUGAUGGCAGGGUGCUGUUGGGCUCUCGGGCUCUGAGGGAGCGGCACCUGGGCCUGAUGGGCUACCAACUACUGCCGCUGCCAUUUGAAGAACUAGAGUCUCAGAGAGGCCUGCCCCAACUCAAGAGCUACCUGAGGCAGAAGCUUCAGGCCUUAGGUCUCCACUGGGGACCUGAGGGUGGGUGAGGGAGUAUACAUGGGGCUCAGGACGGCUCCUCUAUGGGGAGGAGGGUGGAUGGACAAUUUGCACUUUGGUUCCCUGUUGUUGGUUUUU